This is a messenger RNA of Bolinopsis microptera, 1371 nucleotides long. Its product is annotated as zinc finger protein 501-like. Gene Ontology annotation, molecular function: RNA polymerase II cis-regulatory region sequence-specific DNA binding; DNA-binding transcription factor activity, RNA polymerase II-specific. The record is from RefSeq and is a predicted model, not a curated record. NCBI's taxonomy places the organism in Eukaryota, Metazoa, Ctenophora, Tentaculata, Lobata, Bolinopsidae. Gene Ontology annotation, biological process: regulation of transcription by RNA polymerase II. The transcript has 3 exons. Bases 1 to 1371 code for a protein of 456 amino acids.
AUGUCUAAAGACUGUAAACAAGAGAUCAAAUCAGAACAAGUGGAGAACCCAGAAAAGUCAAACGGUUUCCUCUGCCCAAUGUGUGGAGCACAUUACUUUUCAGAAGACUACUUUGUUGAGCAUAUCAAAGAACAUAAAACAAUAUCAAAUUGUGCAAUAAAACAAGAACUUAUUUCUGAAUCAGAUAAACCAUCUGUUUUCAUGUGUCCAGUUUGUGCUGAACAUGUUUACUCAGACACUCAGUUAAUAGAACAUGUAAAACAGCACCAUGAUCAUAGCAGCCCAGAAGUUCCUGACCACUUUGAUACUUCAGAUAACUUGACUGGAACAGAUCCACAGAGGACAUUAGUUCUGUCUCCUAGUGAGAGUCCGCCUGUGAGACCAUUUAGGUGUUCACAGUGUACAUUCAGUGCAGCAUAUUCGAGAACACUUAUAGAACAUCAACAGAUUCACUCUGGAGAGAAACCUUUAAAAUGUUCAGAGUGUUCAUUUGCUACAAAACGAGCAGGUGAUCUUACUGUACAUAUGAGAACUCACUCAGGUGAGAAACCCUUCAAGUGUUCUGAGUGUUCAUAUGGUACAAAACGAGCAGGUGAUCUUACUGUACAUAUGAGAAUUCACUCAGGUGAGAAACAUUUCAAGUGUUAUGAGUGUUCAUUUGCUACAAAACAAGCAAGUAAUCUUACUAGACAUAUGAGAACUCACUCAGGUGAGAAACCCUUCAAGUGUUCUGAAUGUUCAUAUGCAACAAAACAAGCAAGUAAUCUUACUGUACAUAUUAGAACUCACUCAGGUGAGAAACCCUUCAAAUGUUCUGAGUGUUCAUUUGCUACGAAACGAGCAGGUGAUCUUAAUAGACAUAUGAGAACUCACUCAGGUGAGAAACCCUUCAAGUGUUCUGAGUGUUCAUAUGCUACAAAACGAUCAGGUCAUCUUACUGAACAUAUGAGAACUCACUCAGGUGAGAAACCCUUCAAGUGUUCUGAGUGUUCAUAUGCUACAAAACGAUCAGGUCAUCUUACUGAACAUAUGAAAACUCACUCAGGUGAGAAACCCUUCAAGUGUUCUGAGUGUUCAUAUGCUGCAAGACAAGCAAGUCGUCUUACUGAACAUAUGAGAACUCACUCAGGCGAGAAACCCUUCAAGUGUUCUGAGUGUUCAUAUGCUGCAAGACAAGCAUGUAAUCUUACGGUACAUAUGAGAACUCACUCAGGUGAGGAACCCUUCAAAUGUUCUGAGUGUUCAUAUGCUGCAAGACAAGCAGGUGAUCUUACUAGACAUAUGAGAACUCACUCAGGUGAAAAACCCUUCAAAUGUUCUGAGUGUUCAUUUGCUACAAAACAAGCAAGUAAUCUUAAUAGACAUUUAUGA